This is a messenger RNA of Populus nigra (black poplar), 585 nucleotides long. Its product is annotated as glycine-rich cell wall structural protein-like. The transcript has 2 exons. Bases 1 to 585 code for a protein of 194 amino acids. The record is from RefSeq and is a predicted model, not a curated record. Lineage: Eukaryota; Viridiplantae; Streptophyta; Magnoliopsida; Malpighiales; Salicaceae.
AUGAAGUUCAGUAAAGAGACCAAGAUGCUUGCCAUUGUGACAAUCAUUGCGCUACUGAUAACAUCAGCAGCAGCUAAAAGGGGCGGAGGUGGUAGCAUUGGUGGUGGAAGUAGAGGUGGCAGCUCAGCAGGAGGUGGCACCCGAGCAAGAGGAGGUAGCCCUGGAUUACAAAGCGGUGGGGUCCUCUCUGGAGGGAAGGGUACAACUAUCCCUGUUGGAGCUGGUGGUGCUGUGCCAAUAGUAAGGGGUGGUACCCAUGCCGGAGGACGUUCUGGUUCUGCCUCUCUUGCAAGGGAUGCUGCGCCCAUGUUUUUGCAUGCUCUUGUGGUUGCAGCAAGCAAAGGGAGCAAGAUACUUCUUCUUCUGGUGGUGAUCAUUGGUUUGAUGGUAACAUCAGCUGUUGCUAAAGGCGGUAGAGGUUUUGGAGGCGGUGGUACCUUGGGAGGCAGCAGAGCUGCUGGUACCGGUGGAGUUAUUGGUGGGGCUAGAGCCACUACUGGUGGCAAAACCUCAGCUUCUGUGACAUGGGGUCCCACUUCCACUUCUUGGCUACUUCUCAUGAAUUUCAUAUUCUUAAUGGUUUAA